GACGAAGAUGUCGCAGACGUCGAUGAUAGCGAUGAAUCGUCGAAAGUAAACACAGCACAUUAUGACGGCAAAAAGACUACGAUCUCUAUAUCCACCGAGGGAGGAAUCGAACUUUACCAGCACUGGCUAGACCAGGCGGUUUCGGGGCUUAUAGCCACUGUGGCAACUAAGAAAGCUGCACAUCAAACCUGUGCCAAAGGGGCCACUACCGUGACGGCCCAUGCGAAAUGUGUGGUGCAACUGAUUGAUAUAGAGCGCAAAUAUCAGAUGUGGAAAAAUCGAUAUGGGAAAGCGAAAAGGAUUGGUUCGAUAUUAAUUAGCGUGAUAAGCGAGAUUCGCGAAGAGGGCAAGAAACUGAAGGAGAAACGAAAAGCGAGAAAAAUGAGUAGAGUGUGCGAUAUUUUCCUAAAUGUUCCCUACGAAAGAGUGAAAUUGGGAAUCCAUGAGCAGUUUCACUUUCAGUUAUUCCUUAGGCGCCUAUACCAUCUGUUCUGCUUUGUCGAACGACUUCGAUUUGCAGGACUCAAGCUUGGAAUGAUGCUAUCUGGUCAAAAUGUCUCCAACUUCGACAAUAAAAAUAUCAAGCUGAUUUCUCCUAGACUUUUCUCCCUAGUUCCCGAAGAAAUUGAUAAUGAAGUUAUCGAUCUUCUUUCACCGUCUCUACUGGCAUUACAUGAUGAAGGUCGUGGAGUAGAAGAUGCAUUUAGUUUGGCAAAAGCUAUCAAACACUUCGAUGAACAAGGGCAUGAAGAAUGGUUGAACUUCGUUAUUGAAGCGUCUGGGGUCUCGGAUGCUGUUUCGAAAAUACGGGUGGCCGAAGACAGCCCCCGACUGGAUGAGGGGCUCAAAAAUGAACAUGGUCAACCGCUUUACUUUACAAAGGAGAAUGUAACAGAAAUGCUCGGCAAUACAGAACGGAGCAAAAUCGAAGUCUUUGAGAAGUUGCAAAAAACGUUCACUUCGGAUCAGAUGAAAGCUAUGAACACAACUGGAUACACCGUGAUGGACGAUAAGCAGUUGGAACUGGUUUACGGUCCUGGUUCACCGUAUGCUAAUGCCACCACCUUAGAGCAGCUUCGUAAUGUUCCUGCAGCUGAAAUUCCUCAUCUCAUAGAGAAUACUAUAAGGAAUUUGGCUGAUGAGGUGGUGGCAUUUAGAGCACAACGACAAAAUGAUGUAGUGUUAUCACCUUUGGUAUUGGUUUCGGUUGUUCUUGCUCCAGCAGUUGCUUCACAACCUAUUGUACUGUCACCAAUUCUCUUUGUUCCUAUAGUACUUUCUCCUGCAAUUUUCGGUGCUGUCAUCCUUUCUCCAUGGGCAUUUGUUCCAGUAAUACUCGCACCUCGUAUUAUGUCUCCUAUUAUUGUCUCUCCCAUUCUGCUUUCACCCGUCAUACUUUCUCCUCUUGCUCUUCAUCCUCUUGUACUCUCCCCUGGAGCACUUGUUCCUUUCGUUCUUAGUCCUUUUGUACUUACACCUUUUAUCAUUAAUCCAGUAGUCUUAUCACCCCUCAUUUUGACUCCCUUUUGUUUAUCACCUUUUAUCAUUGUUCCAAAUGUGUUGUCGCCCCUAAUUCUCUCUCCAUUCGUCCUUUCACCACUCAUACUCUCUCCUCCAGCGGUUUCUGCUUUCGUACUGACACCUUACGUCCUUUCGCCUAUCAUAGCUUCUCCUGGUGCUGUAUUUGCAGCAGUACUAUCUCCUUCUUGGCUCAGCUAA
Messenger RNA from Haemonchus placei, 1719 nucleotides. Lineage: Eukaryota; Metazoa; Nematoda; Chromadorea; Rhabditida; Trichostrongylidae. The record is from the annotation of a GenBank genome assembly.